Molecule: messenger RNA, 4655 nt
Organism: Lemur catta (Ring-tailed lemur)
Lineage: Eukaryota; Metazoa; Chordata; Mammalia; Primates; Lemuridae
Product: aldo-keto reductase family 1 member C3-like
Exons: 11
Coding region: 353-1402 (349 amino acids)
Biological process (GO): progesterone metabolic process; doxorubicin metabolic process; daunorubicin metabolic process
Cellular component (GO): cytosol
Molecular function (GO): bile acid binding; aldose reductase (NADPH) activity; androsterone dehydrogenase [NAD(P)+] activity
Source: RefSeq, a predicted model, not a curated record
AGGCAGCCUGGGCCCCUGGUGCAUAGUGUCUCCUGUGGUCCCUGAGGUCACUGUCCCUAGCCCCUCUGGCAGCAGCCCCUCCUUCUCUUGGCUGCAGCCAAGUCCCCGGGGGUUCCAGGCCACUGUGUAGUCUGGGGCGGGGCUCCAGGAUGACAACUUGCCUCAGCUGCUUAUAGCUCAGGGAGUGCCAGGGACUCAGCUCCCUUCCCUUGGAAGUGCCAUCCUGCAACCUCCUGUAUCAGACAGGUAAUGUGCCCACAUCGUAACAAGGACUGAGGGAGGCACAUCUCAUGCAUGUUUCUCUUAACAAAGAAGCAAAGCAGUGUCUGUUUCAUAGGAAGAGUGAAAGAAGAUGAAUUAUAACGUACCCCUUUCUGUAAAACUGAAUGAUGGACACUUCAUGCCUACACUGGGGUUGGGCACCUCUGCUCCUAUUAAGGUUGCUAAAAGCAAGGUAGAGGAGGCCAUCCAGAUAGCAGUUGAUGUGCGCUACCGCCAUAUUGACUCAGCUUACAUGUAUCUAAAUGAAGAGGAGAUUGGGCGGGCCAUCCGGAAGAAGAUCGCCAAUGGCACUGUGAGGAGAGAAGACAUAUUCUAUACAUCGAAGGUGUGGAGCACCUUUUCUCGUCCAGAAUUGGUCCAAACGUGCCUGGAAAGAUCACUGAAGAAACUUCAGCUGAGCUAUGUGGAUCUCUACCUUAUUCAUUGCCCAAUGUCUUUCAAGGUCUCUAGGCUCCAAACGGCUUGGCUGAGGCCAGACAGAGCUCUGUACAAGCUCCCCUUCUCUCCUGUGUUCCAGCCUGGGGAGGAGAUUUUUCCAAAGGACACACAUGGAAAAAUUAUUUUUGACACCGUGGAUCUCUGUAGCACAUGGGAGGCCAUGGAGAAGUGUAAGGAUGCAGGAUUGGCCAAGUCCAUUGGGGUGUCCAACUUUAACCGCAGGCAGCUGGAAAAGAUCCUGAACAAGCCAGGGCUCAAGUACAAGCCUGUCUGCAACCAGGUGGAAUGUCAUCUUUACCACAACCAAAGCAAACUACUGGAGUUCUGCAAGUCCAAGGACAUUGUCUUGAGUGCAUAUGCUGCCUUGGGCUCUGACCCAGCCAAGGAAUGGAGGAACAAGAACAGCCCAGUUAUCCUGGAGGAUCCAGUACUCAAUGUGGUUGCUGAAAAGCAUGGGCAAACUCCUGCCCAGGUGGCCCUGCGCUAUCAGCUGCAGCGGGGAGUGGUGGUCCUGGCCAAGAGCUUCAGGGAGAAGAGAAUCAAAGAGAACUUCCAGGCUUUUGACUUCCAUUUGACACCAGAGGAUAUGAAAACUCUAGAUGGCCUGAACAGGAAUAUGCGCUAUUUUGAAGAUGCUGAAUUUGCUAAUCACCCAGAAUAUCCAUUUCUUGAUGAAUAUUAACAAAGAGUCUACAGUUGCUCCAGAGUUCUUUGAUUUUGGUUGACGAAUAGAGAACAUCUCAAGAAUGAGACGUUACCUGGUUUAUUCCGUAUUGCUUAGCUUGCUGAGUCACAAGUUGGCCCAAGUUCCCAAAUUAGGUAGUAAAAGUCUCUAAACCUACUUUUUAUUUCUCUAAAGAAAAUAAGGAUGUACUUUAAACAACCUAACCUACUGCAGCUUUGACAUUUAUUUGCUUUUUUGUUUUUUUACCUGUUUCACUGAGGUUGAAGCGCUGACAUCCCUGGAAGUGAUCACAGGGGAUGUGAAUCUCUCAGAACACGUGAAUCAUUUGUUAUAACUUCACAUUUUCAAAGUCUAGCUUUUCACUUCUUUGUAGUUCUUAUUUUUUUUCCAUUUUCUUCUGUGAAUUUUCCACACCAUAUAAUUUUGUUAGAAGUUAUAAAUGGAUUUAAAAUUUAAUCAAUACAUAAUACCCAAAAUGUCCCGAUUUUAAUAAAGGACACUUAUCAUACCAAGAACAAGGACGGUCUCAAACUGAAUUAAAAAAGAUAAGCAUAAGAUGCAUACAAUAAAAUCUGAUCAACAUAUUAUCUGACCAAGAUUUUAAAGCAACCAUCAUAAAAAUGUUUCAACAGCAAUUAUAAACACAAUUGCAAUAAAAAUAAAGUUUUAGUAAAGAAAUAGUCUCAGCAAACAAGUAUAAGAUAUAAAGAAUAACCAAAUGGAAACUUUAGAACUGAAAAAUACAAUAAUCAAAAUAAAAAUUCAGUGAAUCCAAUCAUAGCAUAAGGUAACAAUUAAAUUAAAUAAUCAGUAAACUGGAAGAUAAUAUAAAUCACCCAGUAGGAACAACAGAGAGAAAAUACACAGACGAAAAAAAGGAACAGCGCCUCAAAGACCUGUGGAACUAUAACAAAAAGCCUAACAUUUAUGUCCUCAAAGCCCUGAGAGGAAAGGAAACAAAGGAUGGAUUUGGAAAAGUACGUGAAGAAGCAGUGGCUGAAAACUUUCCAAAUUUAGAAAUAUACAUAAACCUGCAGAGUCAAGAAGAUAAAUGAUCCCCAAGCAAUAUAAAUGAAAAGAAAUACACAUCAAGAUACAUCAUAAUUAAAUUUAUGAAAACUAAAGAAAAAGAGAAGAUCUUGAAAGCAGCGAGAGAGAAAUGAAACCUUACUUACAGGCGAAAAAAAUCUAAACGACAGUGGAUUUUUCAUCUAAAACCAUGAAGGCCAGAAGGAAGUGACAAUAAUUUCCAAGUCUGAAAGAAAAUAACUGUUAAUCCAGAAUCUUAUAUCCAACAAAAAUAGCUUUCAAGAAUACCAGGGAUAUCAAGACAUUCCCAGAUGAAGUAAAAAUAAAAGAAUUUUUGCAAGAACACCUAUCCUAAAAGAAUGGCUAAAGUAAAUUUUCUAAACAUAAAGAAAACGGUAAAUGAUGAAACCUUGUAACAUCAGGAAGGAAAAAACAUAUGGUAAGCAAAAAUAUGGGCAAAUACAAUAGAUUUUCUUUAUCCUCUUGAGUUUUCUAAUGUUUGGCAGUUGAAGCAAAUCCAAGUUCCAAAGCUGUGCACCAUGUCACCCUGGGGCACCACAGUGAACUCACAGGAAUGCCACAGGCCUUUCACCAGAGAGGAUAUACAAAUGGCUGAUAAGCACAUGAAAAGAUGCUCAACAUUAGUCAUUAAGAAUAGCUAUAAUAUUAAUAACAAAGACUAAUGAUGUUGAGAGUGUGGAGAAAUGGAAAUCCUCACACAUUUCUACACUACAAUUUCCAGUGUGUAAGGGAAUGGAAACUUGUGCAAUUUGAAAAACAGUUGUCAGUUUCUCACAACAGUUAAACAUAAAACUGCCACACAACCAGCAAUCCCCUGUCGUCCUCCCUAAGGUCCUUCUACAGCCCACCAUUAUCCCCUGAACAAAUGAUCCCUGACUCUGUUUCCUGCUUUUUAUGCUUUUGAUUGCCACUUACCCUUGGAUUUUCCAUUCAAAUGAAAAGCGCAAGUGCCCAGUGAAGACAGUAUCUAUUCAGAUAGGAUCCCCUAGUCCUAAAGUCAUCAGAAAUGCAUACAAGCCACUUGACACAGUGCGUCCCUCAAAGAGCACACAUUCAUACCUUUAGUCUGUGGAGCUUGCUCUGCAGUCCCCAGUGUGCAGAAGAACUUAAACACAGAAGCCACAUUCCCUAUAGAAAAGCAGAGGUGCCACGGAAGAGGGAAGAGGGCUUUGUGAGCUCCACUCUUAGAAUUAAAAGGCAAGAUGCACAGAGCUGUCAAAUACCACCUGAAAGGGAAUUAGGAAAUACUGAUCAAGAAUGCGAUUGCAUACGCUCUGUGAAACUUCUCCAGCUUUACAAUUUCCCACCAUUUGCUUCUUUUUGCUAUCCACUGUUUCUUUCUUCACAGUGGUUUUACAAAGGGUAAGAAACCCUAAAAUCAAAUAGGCAGUGCAAAUAUUGCCAUCUCCUGCCAGAACCACAAAUGAGCUUGAACAUUAAGUGUUCCCCAAGUGCCACUUGGUGGCAGCCUUAAUUGACAGUUUUCAUGUGGCCUUGGGAAAUAGUCCAUAAAAUGCAAUACUAUAGUCAAUCCUCAUUAUGCAGCUGUUUUGAAAUACACAAUAUGUUAUUAACUAUAGCUGUCCUAGUCUGCAAUGGAACACCAGAACUUAUUCCCCCUCCAACUGCAGCUUUGUACCCGCUGACCAACUUCCCCUCCCUGCCCCAGCAUCGAGUAACCACUGUCCUACCCUCUACUUCUGGUUUAGGUGUAAGUGACGAGUGACAUAUGCAAAAUAGUAUGGCUAGAUCUGUGACUCUGGGAGAUAAAGAAAAUAAAAAAUACAUACAGGCACACACACACAUGCAUGUGCACACAGACUACGAGGUGCUGACUGUGUACCUGCUUUCUGUACACCACUUAAUCCUGAUGCCCUUAGGUAGGCAGUGAUGACAAAUGUAAGGCUUAAGAGACUAUCUGCACAAAGUCACACAGCUAACAAGUGACAGGGAGUCAGAAACAUGGAAAUGUUAAGUCCAUGGGGGUGAAGCUGGGAGGAGUCAGAAACUGCCUGGUGACAUGGGGGUGGCAGGAAACCCUCUAAGUACCCUCCUAUUUCUGGUCCUUUAUCAACAGCCUUACUAAACCUCUCUCCUUGCAGACUGGCCAAACCAUGGCACCUCACCCUCACAUCUACCUCCACUAGAAUGAGCCUCACUCAAGGUUCUCUUAUGAACAAUAAACAUCUUUUCAUUUUGU